Messenger RNA from Penicillium canariense, 1275 nucleotides. It is a transcript of the gene ptpB, whose product is annotated as tyrosine protein phosphatase PTP1. Gene Ontology annotation, molecular function: protein tyrosine phosphatase activity. The transcript is spliced from 3 exons. Bases 1 to 1275 code for a protein of 424 amino acids. NCBI's taxonomy places the organism in Eukaryota, Fungi, Ascomycota, Eurotiomycetes, Eurotiales, Aspergillaceae. The record is from RefSeq and is a predicted model, not a curated record. Gene Ontology annotation, biological process: protein dephosphorylation.
AUGUCGCAUCCGUCCAUCAAGAUCGACACAACCGUCCAGACUACCAAGCGAGGUCUGCCGGCUGACAGCGAUGGCCUUGAGAUGCCUGAGCAGGGAAAUCCCCGGUUGGAGGUGGGAGAUACGGACGAUGUCCCGCCGUUCCUGUGCCAAUCGGUCUCGGAGAUUCACGACAAGUUUGAGGACCUCGAGUGGAUGCAGCGGACGCGCCUGGCCGAGGGCAUGCUGUCCAAUGAUCCCGCCCACCCCUACGCCCUCGAGGGCGAUCCGAAAGUCAAGGCCCGGAAUCGAUAUGUCAAUGUGCAGGCGUGGGCCAACUGCCGCAUCCAUCUGCGGGUGCCCGAGGGCGAGUGUGACUUCAUCAACGCCUCUCCCAUCACCUUGAAGGACUCCGUCACGCAGGAGGAGAGGAGCUAUAUUGCGACACAGGGACCCAAGCUUGGCCAUCUCUCACACUUUUGGCACAUGGUCUUCCAUGAAAGCAAGGAUGUGGGGGUGAUUGUCAUGCUGACCCAGACCUUCGAGGCGGGCCGGGAGAAAUGCGCCCAGUACUUCCCUCUGGACUCGGAGCAGCCUUCGAUGAUUCUAUCGGAAGAGGAGUCGGACCCCUUCGUGAAUGAUGAAUCCAGCCAGGAGGAACCUUCCCGGGGCGUUGGCAAGGUCAGCUUGUUAGAGUCGACUUUCGAUGCCAAAUCACGCUCAGAGAUCCGAAAGCUUGAGCUGACCAUCGGCUCGGAGUCGAAGAUCGUCUGGCACUUUCUCUUCGCAGGCUGGGCGGAUUAUUCCAAGCCAGAGGGAAGCGACCGUGAAGCACUGCUUGAACUGAUUAGACUGUCGGCCUCCAAAUGCAGCCCUGACAAUCCACGUGUGGUCCACUGCAGCGCCGGCGUCGGCCGCACAGGAACCUUCAUCGCUCUCGACCACCUCUUGCAAGAGCUGGAAUCGGGCCAGCUGCUGCAGGUAGCCGAUCCCGAGACCGACCCUGUUUUUGAAACAGUGAAUCAGAUGCGGGAACAACGCAUGAUGAUGGUCUACAACGAAAUGCAGAUGCAGUUCAUCUACGAGGUUCUCCGAGAGCAGGCGGAUUCGAAGCUGGGCAAGAUCCCAGUGCAGAACAAUGAGUCGCCUGAAAGCCAACCGGAUGAGCCGCGAUCUGCCAAGGUGGCCAAGUUGGGCGACCAACCCGACUACUUGCCUGCGUCGAAGCCUGAAUUGGAGGCUGUCCCCGACCGAGUUGCAACUCCGAAUGGAACGUCCGAGGUCUCCGACAAUGAUUAA